Messenger RNA from Cucurbita moschata (crookneck pumpkin), 977 nucleotides. RefSeq names its product MADS-box protein AGL42-like. Gene Ontology annotation, cellular component: nucleus. NCBI's taxonomy places the organism in Eukaryota, Viridiplantae, Streptophyta, Magnoliopsida, Cucurbitales, Cucurbitaceae. The transcript is spliced from 7 exons. The record is from RefSeq and is a predicted model, not a curated record. The coding region runs from base 150 to 794 and encodes 214 amino acids. Gene Ontology annotation, molecular function: DNA-binding transcription factor activity, RNA polymerase II-specific; protein dimerization activity; RNA polymerase II cis-regulatory region sequence-specific DNA binding. Gene Ontology annotation, biological process: positive regulation of transcription by RNA polymerase II.
CAGCUGUUCUCAUAAUUUUCUACGAUCAUUCCUUUCUCGGCAUCAACGAAAAAGAAGGCUCAAAUCCCGUUUUGAGCUCAAUCUUUCCAGUUUUUGUUCCAAUAAUCUUGGAACUAAUACCAGCUGAGCUUCUGAAUCUAAAACCAACAAUGGUGAGAGGGAAGGUCGAAAUGAAACGAAUAGAAAACGCGACAAAUCGUCAAGUGACAUUCUCAAAGAGACGAAAUGGGCUGCUGAAGAAGGCGUACGAGCUCUCUGUUCUGUGCGAUGCUGAAGUUUCUGUCAUGAUUUUCUCUCAGAAAGGAAGGCUUUAUGAGUUCUCAAGCACCGAUAUACAUAAGUCCAUCCAGCGUUAUCGAUGGUAUGGAAAAGAUGGACAGACCAACGCUCUUCGCUCCGAAGUAUACAUGCAGCAAAUGAAGCAGGAAGCUGACAUGACGGCAAAGAAAAUGGAGCAACUUGAAACUUCACAAAAGAAGCUGUUGGGACGUGGGUUGGGUUCAUGUUCGUUGGAGGAAAUCCGAGAGAUUGAAACCCAGUUGAUACUUAGCUUGACUCGUAUUCGAGAAAGAAAGUCUCAGCUAUUCAAGGAGCAGAGAAUGAAGCUGAUUGAAAAGGGGAAACUGCUUAUAGAGGAAAAUAUAAAGUUAGCUGCAAAGUGUGGUACUCAGCCAUGGGAGGCAGAAGGUGGUGGUGAAAAUGAGGGAGGAGGGAUUAUGAGUUUAUUAUGCACCCAAAAUGCCCAACCUUCUCAUAUCAACACUAAAUUGUUCAUUGGAUUGCCUUGCUCAUGAUCCUGUUCUAAACUUUUUACUACCAUUUUAAGCCUUGCACGUAUAGAAAUUCAUUGAUAUAAGGAAUGAAAUGUAACCUUUAUUUCAUUCCUUUAAGAGUUUACCACCAAAUAAGCGCCCACGUGUAACCUUAAAAUUGGUUGAUUGGCUGUUUUCCAUGUCAAAAUAUUUAGCUUUCCAUUA